Messenger RNA from Nasonia vitripennis (jewel wasp), 1491 nucleotides. RefSeq names its product lipase 3-like. Gene Ontology annotation, molecular function: hydrolase activity, acting on ester bonds. The coding region runs from base 23 to 1324 and encodes 433 amino acids. The record is from RefSeq and is a predicted model, not a curated record. The transcript has 8 exons. Gene Ontology annotation, biological process: lipid metabolic process. Lineage: Eukaryota; Metazoa; Arthropoda; Insecta; Hymenoptera; Pteromalidae.
UUCAGUGUUUCUCCGAAGCGAGAUGACGAGUUUGUGGAUUUUCGUAAACGCGAUCGCGCUGCUCGCGGCGAGUGUCGUCUCCGCGAAGGUGGCCCCGGAAGUGCUGGAUGUUUUGAACGAGGAAUUGCAAGAUCUCGACUUUCCGGAAGCGCUUAAUUUGACGAGUUCUGAUUUGGUUCUGAGAGAUGAACAUCCGCACGCGAAUAUGAAUGUCCCGGAGAUCGUAGCUUACUAUGAAUACAAAGUGGAAAAACACACGAUUCGAACGACCGAUGGCUACAUUCUCGGACUCCACAGAAUUGCGGGAAACAAGACUCAUCCGAAGCCAGAUGGAAAACCAGCUGUGUUCCUAAUGCAUGGACUUCUUUGCAGUUCGAUGGAUUGGGUCGUCGCUGGUCCUGGAAGGGGUCUAGGUUUUAUUCUGUCGGAUGCCGGUUACGAUGUUUGGAUGGGAAACGCCAGGGGUAACAAAUACUCUCGCAGACAUGCUGAACUGACGACCGAUGGCGCAGAGUACUGGGACUUCAGUUGGCAUGAAAUCGGCACGAAGGACUUGCCAGUAACGAUCGACUACAUUCUGAAGAGAACCGGGCACAAGAAGGUCGCUUACAUCGGUCACAGUCAAGGAAGUACCGCAUUUACGGUGAUGCUGAGCGAACACCCCGAAUACAACGAAAAGGUCACUUCCAUGUAUUCGCUUGCUCCGAUUUCUUACUUGUCCCACAUGACCAGUCCGGUGUUCAAGACUCUUGCGCGACUUAUGCCUGUCAUAGACAUUGUCCUGGGUCUCAUUGGCAAACACGAGAUCGACCCUACGAGUGAGUUCUUUAAGAAAUUCGCCGGAAUCUUUUGUAAGGACGGUAGCAUCACAAACCCGGUUUGCACUAAUGUUAUUUUUCUGAUAUGCGGCUACAGUGAAGAAUUAUUGGACAAGGAAUUGCUACCAGCAAUUCUGGCUCACACUCCAGCUGGAUCAAGUACCAAGCAGUUCACUCACUUUGCUCAACUAGUGAAUUCAGGACACUUCCGUCAAUUCGAUCACGGCUGGUGGGGUAAUUUCAAGAAAUAUUCGAGAUUCACUCCCCCCUCGUACAAAUUCGAAAACGUGAAAGUUCCCGUGGCCCUUCAUUACGCCGUCAAUGAUUGGCUCUCUCAUCCCAAGGACGUGGAGAAGAUUUACUCAAAGCUGCCAAAUCCGAUCGGAAAGUUCCGGGUUCCUCACGAAAAAUUCAAUCACCUGGACUUUGUAUGGGCGAAGGGUGUGAAAACUCUGCUCUACGACAAAGUUCUAAGCUUAUUGGCACGAUACCAUCGCGAUUAUUGAGUGUUUAAUCAGUAUUUAAUAUAGCUAUAAUUUAGAUAAUAAUGAAACUAGUCGACGAUGCUUUAGCAACAAGUCAUUUAAUAUUAAUUUUACUCUAUUAAAAUAUGUACGCCUAUAUAACAAUGUUAGUAUUAAUUUACUAGAAUAAAACAAAAAUUCAACCAAAA